Messenger RNA from Hyaloscypha bicolor E, 2667 nucleotides. RefSeq lists its product as uncharacterized. Lineage: Eukaryota; Fungi; Ascomycota; Leotiomycetes; Helotiales; Hyaloscyphaceae. Bases 88 to 2334 code for a protein of 748 amino acids. The record is from RefSeq and is a predicted model, not a curated record. The transcript is spliced from 5 exons.
GGCGACUCGACAUGCCAAGUGCAGCCAAGCAUUACGACUUGCUACCCCCCCUUAAAGCUUCUCAUAGGACAACAUACUCUCACUGUCAUGACUCCCUCAGAAGACGAUGUUACUAACUUCCUCGCCUUCGCUCCAGAGGCGGGGGAGGGGAAAGCCUUCGUGUUCCUCGAGGGAGCGAAUACCUUAGAGGAAGCUGUCGGUCAAUUUUAUGAAAGCCCAAACAAAUACACACCCGCUCCACCUCCUAGCAUAUCGGAACCCGUGAAGAAAGCAAUGGAUGCUAAGACGCAAUCCUCCCCCCCUCAAUAUGCUCCUCCCCAAUAUGCCCCGCCUGCAAAUUUCAUGAGCAGACCGCGACAUCGGCCGCAUAUGAAUCCAGUCAUAGAAGCUGGGAUCCUGCGUGCUCGAGACGAGCAAGAGAUGCAGAAUGAGCUACAGAGAGUUCAGCUGCAAUACCGUAUCUACAAUAGUGAUAUUGAGCCAGAACACGAUACCGAAUACUAUUGUAGUUGCUCUAUUCACCAAUAUCAGCGCAUGAAAUGGAAUCGGCUCAGCGUCCAAGAGAUGUGGUGCAAAGCGGUCAUGUAUCCUGGUGAAAAAUUCUACCAUGACUGCUAUCAGACCGGGUUCUUCAAUAGCAAUCCAUAUAGAUACCGUGUAGUCUCACCUUUUGGCAAUAACCUUUCCGCCUUCACUGGCAUGCGUAAUGGCUUCGGCGCCUAUGGAAUGCCAGCUCCUCACCCACGGUACUAUACCCAGUCAGUUCAGCAAACCAUACAGCUGAAUGCGACUCUCAACGCGGAAGCACAAAGGGAUAUCGAUGCCAAGGAACCGAGAAUCAACAUUUGGGAAACUGACCAGCUAGAAUCAUCAAUGUCGAACAUGACCCUCGCUAGUGAUUCAUCGAGUCAAGUUGAUGAGAAGGGUCGCCAAGUUGAAAAGAGGUCUGCUGAGAAGCGACAAAGUAUCGCUGGUCCCUCCAAGAACGGCAACUCCGCGGCUUCCAAACCAUCUAAAUUUGCUGGCUUGAAGAAAGCUCUCGCCAUCAAGUCUCCCGAGGAAAGAGAGGCCGACAGACUAGCCAAAAUGCGUGCCCGUGGACGAGAGUUGCGAAACAUGAUCCUGUACGAAGAGAACGGGAGAUGGCCAGACCAAGAGUGGCGACAGAUUGUGGCAGCGUACCAGGAGAAAGUUGGCAUGACUAGGAAGAUAGCUCACCUUCGAGCCCGCCAGCCAACUCAGUAUCUGCACCUACUCCGUGCGGGAUACUUUGAACCCAUUCCAAUAGCUUGGGCAAAUCAAGCCUCCAACCCCCUGAAAUUUAGCAUUGAAGCAGCUGCUGGAUGGAGAGGAAUCACACCUGCAUGGAGAGGUUAUGAAGAUACGGCCGAGGAACGUCUGUACUGGGUCCUAAAUCAUAGAGAAGGAAGUAUUGGUGCGAGGAUGAAGCCGGACCUUAUCUCUGCGAUGAAUAUGGCACGUGCCAGGAUGGCUUCUGCGGUUGAGCCGCCUCCCAUUUAUUACUCCCCCAAUGAUGUCUGUCAUGUUCAGCAUACCUCUGAGGGCUACUCGAAGCAGGUCAUGCCCGCCCCUUUCAGACCGUUCGAUGCACCGGAGGUGCCUACAGAUGACACCAUGAUCCUACUGGAUGUUUCUGGGUCAAUGGAUUUUGACCCUGUUCGACCGAACUAUAACGAGUAUCUGAUCACAGGGUAUUCCAGGUCUACUCAGCCGAAGAAUAAGGACAUCGCCAAGGCGGUCAUCCGUCGCUUCACGGACGCAAUGGCCAACCACGAUCACAACUUCCAAGGAUACCAACUCACCACAUUCUCGAGUCAGGCAAAUUACAUCGGCGUUGUAAACCACCAGAAUAUUGAUUCGAUGUGGAGGAAUGUUAAGCUUGGGGGAGGAACAAGAGUCAUGACUGGCUGGCAGAAAGUCAAGGACCUGCAUUUCCAAAAGCAUUCCGAAUCAGCAUCGCAUCACCCGGUCUACGGAUGGCAAGCAGGUCCCCAAACUCCGAUGCUCAGAUUGCUUCUGUUGCUGGACGGCGAAGCCACCGACAUGGACGAGUUCGAACUCGAUCUCCUCGGCCUUUCAUGGGUCCACGUCACCAUCUUCCUCAUUGGUGUCGACGGAUGCCCCCACCACCAUCGCCACGCCAAUGAGCUGCAGAGAAUCAGCGAAGUCAAUCACCAUGUCGCCUUUGUCGAUGCACAAGGCAACACUCCCGAACGAUUCGUGACCCACGAGCUGCUCAAGCGGCAUCUCGGCUAUAACGUCUCGAUGGCUGAGUUCGAGGAGCUCGAGCAACCUCCUCCCUAUUCGGAGUGAACACCCGAUGUUUCCUGACCGCUUAGGAUACGAUGCCAUGAUGUAUGAUCUGCUUUUCUUAUCUGGGGUUGGAUACCAUCUUCUCGUUCGUUUCAUUGGAAGGCAUAAUAUUCGGACUUCACGUUGCGACCAAAGAAGCCCUUCCCUUUAGUCGGGAAAAGCGAGUUGUCCCACAACUUUGUAUUCGAUUUCACACUAAAAAAUUUCGCGAGGAAUACCAAAACUCAACGGACGCGAUUUUUCGUGAGCGUCCCUCCCACGACUUUUGUAAUAAUUAUAACUUUUAAGCACGAGCCUAAAUAUUAAAUCUGAAAUAUAAUUGCUAAUUAACGU